This is a messenger RNA of Bufo bufo (common toad), 1066 nucleotides long. RefSeq names its product DnaJ heat shock protein family (Hsp40) member C19 (gene DNAJC19). Gene Ontology annotation, molecular function: ATPase activator activity. The coding region runs from base 131 to 478 and encodes 115 amino acids. The record is from RefSeq and is a predicted model, not a curated record. Gene Ontology annotation, biological process: protein import into mitochondrial matrix. Gene Ontology annotation, cellular component: PAM complex, Tim23 associated import motor. The transcript has 6 exons. NCBI's taxonomy places the organism in Eukaryota, Metazoa, Chordata, Amphibia, Anura, Bufonidae.
GAGCUUCCAGCGGAAGAGGCGGAGUUUACAUUUGAGAACUCGCAUAGACUCCCUGUUUGGAUUGGGGGGCAUGUUUUCCAUGCGGUAACGCGGCGUCUCUCCGGCGUCUUCUUAGCGCCCGCCUAUCAGCAUGGCGAGCACAUUGAUCGCUGCCGGCCUCACCAUCGCGGUUGCAGGAUUUGCAGGCCGUUAUGCCCUGCAAGCCUUCAAGCACCUGGAGCCGCAGGUCAAGCAGGCGAUCCAGACCCUGCCCAAGUCGGCAUUUGCUGGUUAUUACAAAGGUGGAUUUGAACCCAAAAUGAGUAAAAGGGAAGCCGCGCUGGUCCUCGGGGUGAGCCCCACAGCCAAUAAACUGAAGAUCAGGGAGGCUCACCGGCGGAUAAUGCUGCUCAAUCACCCGGACAAAGGCGGAUCUCCAUAUAUCGCGGCCAAGAUUAACGAAGCAAAGGAUUUUCUGGAAUGUCAAGCGAAGAAAUAGACGCGAGUGACCAAGAGCACCCUAGACGCUUUAUAACUUACCUCGUGGAAAAUCCAUCAUCCGGGAUUUCUGGGGACGUGAUUGUCAAUAAAGCUAAAUGAAUUGUGAUCGGGGGCAGGGAAUUUCUGCCUCUUUCUUGCCUGCAAUGGCUGAUAACAGGGAACGAUAGCGGGCGUCUCCACCGGGACUGCACCCGGCCCAGACCUGGCGAUGGAGGGUUCUCCUUUCCGAUGCUCUGCCCCGGCUGAUAACAGAGAACGGUACAUGAUGCUGCUGUACGUGGACUGCUUUCGUGUCCCCUUACUGGUAUUUAAAGGAAUGUUCCAGUUUUAUGUGAUUGAAACCUUAUUAAUUCAAUGAAAACUCGACAGCUUUCUAAUAUACUUUGUGUUCCAGUUCCUCAACAUUUUCUGCUUGCUGUCAGUGAAUGGAAACUUCCACUGUUUAUACUCUGAGUCUAACAAAGAGUACUGACCUGCGAGCAGCCUCUGAAUGUAAAUAGAAGUUAUCCUGUUCUCUCACAGCAAGCAGAGAUCUUAAAAAUGAUGAAUAGAAUCCAUACUUUUAGAAAAUAAAUCUUUUACAAGA